Zingiber officinale is the source of this 835-nucleotide messenger RNA. RefSeq lists its product as uncharacterized. Lineage: Eukaryota; Viridiplantae; Streptophyta; Magnoliopsida; Zingiberales; Zingiberaceae. The record is from RefSeq and is a predicted model, not a curated record. Bases 19 to 582 code for a protein of 187 amino acids. The transcript has 2 exons.
CGAUACUGUUUGUCUACUAUGCGGGUACGACCGCACAGAGUUAGGAUUCGAUCUGUUUACGGUCGUCCUGAGGCGAAGACCAUGGCGAUCGCCCUCCGCUUCCUCUCCGUCGCCGCCUUCCUCUUCCUGCUGACCUCCUCGGCCGCUGCGUCCUCGGGAGCUAAAGAUCUCCUCAAGAAGUUCGGCUUCCCCAAGGGCCUCCUUCCCAAUUCGGCCAAGAACUACUCCCUCGCCGACGACGGCUCCUUCCAGGUCCGGCUCAAGCACCCAUGCUACGUCCAGUUCACCGAUCUCGUCUACUACGACGAGAUCGUCACCGGGCGUAUCUCGUACGGCUCCCUCUCCGGGAUCAAAGGCAUCCAGGUCAAGAAGCUCUUCGUCUGGUUCCCAAUCUCCAGCAUCAAGGCCGACGAGGACUCGAACACCAUCCAGAUCAACGUGGGCUUCCUCACCGAAACCUUCCCGUGGAAGCAGUUCAAGGACGUCCCCGAUUGCCUGAAGAAGCUCCCGCUGAAGGCCUCCUACCGCCGCGACGCCGACUUCUUAUCUGAGGAACCGUUUGCUGCUGCUGCUGAGGUUUAAACUGGAAACAAUUUGGAAGUCUUCUGCUGUAGAUUUUCCAUUAUGUGUGUGCAAUAAUAAUCUAGUAAUAUCUUCAGAAUAAAUGCAUCGUCCAGCUGCGUCAGUCAGGGCUACGCAAGCUCAUUCCAUUGCCGUGGGUUCAAUCUCUCCUUGCUCCCUGUAGUGUUUUCUAUGUCUUUUUAGUCCUCGGAGAAUAUGUAUAUACAAUAACUGUGCAUCUUAUUGUGUGUCCGUGAAUAUGUCCGAUUGUUCA